AAAAUGAAAUUUGCAUGUAAUUUAUGUCCUGGAGAUCAUCCCAGACUAUUUAAAAACUGCAGACUUUUACUGGUGUAAUUGGACUGUUUUUCGGCGUUGGAGGCAUAAAAUUCUGCACAAGAUGUUUGACAACGUGAUGUCCGUUGUCGUUAUGGUCAUUUUUAUUGGAAUUGCAGCAUCUCAGGACGUUCAAACUGCUUGUAGAGGUGAAGCAGACAUCGCAUUCCUGAUUGAUUCUUCUGAUAGUUUGGGACAAGAACAAUUCACGACAGAAAUGCGGUUUGUGAAAGAGAUGGUCAAUGGCUUUGAUGUAGGCCCUGAGUAUGUUAGAGUGGCGCUUGUAACAUUUUCCUCUUCCUCUUCUCUGCAAUUUAAUUUGAAAAGAUAUGGGAAAAAAGGGGAUGUUCUUAAAGCUGUCGAUAAGGUGAAGUAUAAGCCUGGCUCGACUUCCACCCAUUUGGCCCUUUCUCGAGCCAGGGUACAGGUCUUCAACUAUAAUGCUGGGGACAGACCUAACAUCACCAAUAUUGCUGUGCUGAUGACAGAUGGUGAAUCAUCAUACCCGGAUAGAACUCUGGUUGCAUCCAGACAACUAAAAAAGGAAGAUAACAUCGUUUAUGCCAUUGGAAUUGGCACACAUGUCAAUGUAGAUGAAUUAAGAGCUGCUGCAACAGAUGACAAAAAGGUUUUCGUUGUGAAAAAUUUUGAGGAACUGUUUGACAUUCGGAAUAACAUUUCAAGAUCUAUUUGUACAAGCGUCGUGACGGUUCCAGCUGCCCCGACAACUACCACUACGACAACCACAACCACAACCACCCCAAGACCUACCACCAUUACUACUACCACUACCCCAAGGACCACCACAACCAGGGCUCCAACAACCACAACCACCCCAACGACUACCACUCCUUACGUGCCUCCGGUUUCUGUGGAUAUCGAUAAGCACUGCGGCAAGUGUGUUGUCAAUGGUGGUCCUCUGACCGAAAAUGGAGCCCUUGGAUAUGUACUGAAUCCCUACAGCUGUACGUCCUAUUGGGUGUGUAUCAGACGUCCCGAGAGAGGCCCAGACGGCUGGAUGUAUGAUGUUAUUGAACGCAACUGCUCAAUCGGAACAGUGUGGGACCAAGACAUGCAAACAUGUGCCCGUUGUGACGAUCCAAGAGCAAUCUGCAAAGGUACCGCACCUAAGCCACCCAUGGGCACCCCGCACUGCCCAUUCCCCACCCAAAAGACGACUACACAGCCUGACUCACUCCCCGACUAUACAUUAGACCAGGAAUGCACAGACAACGCUGGCAAUACACUGGUGAAUGUUCUGGAAGACCCGGCAAUAUAUUAUAUUCGCUAUGGGCCAGAUAACGAAGUUGGACCAAUUUCCUGCUUCCCAUACAACUUUAGUAUCAGUGCCUGCAGAUGUGAAGCGCCAGACAACGUUGGUAUCAUCUUCCCAUACGAAGAAGAUUUUGCCUCAAUUGGCAAAACUGCGUAUUCUGAGGCCAGUGAGAUAGGAAAUGUAACACUGUGCUCAGACUACCUCUCUGAUGGUGUGACACGUGUAUCUGCAGUGGGAGAAUCUGCCGUGUGUCUGGAUGGAGAAGGUCACGUUGAAAUGCCGUCUUUCAAGAACAGUCCCCCUCAGACACCGUUCACCAUUCAUUUCUUCUACUGGCUUGAUAAUGACGUCGAUACGGCCGGCAGAAAGAUUGCUCUCCUCAACAACGGCAAAUGUGAUAUUCCACCAUCUAUUGACAUCUUUUAUUCUAAUGGCGCUAUUGGUGUCAGCAUGACAACAGUCAAUGGAACAUACCAAAUUGAUCCUGUAGGAGUGGAUAACGGAUCUCAGGGUCGUUGGGUUUGUGUGGUAAUGACAUACAACAGUAAGCGUAUGACGUUGUAUCUGGACGGUCAGCAAGUGCAGAGAGUCAAAGCAAGAGGACAAAUGAAACGCACCGAGGCUGCCUGGGUCCUGGGCAAUAAUUGUUUUGAAGAUGAGGCUAUGGACAAUUUUGGUUCCAACUUCAAGGGAAAAUUUGAUCAGGUUUCUGUGUACUACAGUGUCUUGACAGAUGACAGGAUUCGAGAAAUUUGCGCAAUCUAGACAUAUUUAUUUAAUAAGUCAUUGUGGUCAGGAUUGAUAUUUUACAUACAAAUUAGACUGCAAAUACGACAACAACAGAAGACCGGUUUUAGAUGUAUUUUACCUAGAUGACAGAUGAAAUUGGAGGAGGACACUCGUGCCAAUCUGGCCUCAUAAUAAGCAUGCCUUGCUUUGGCAUAUUAUAUCAAUGGUUGCAGAAAUUAAAAUAGUAAGAUCUUAUGUGUGCAACAUAGCACCAUGUUUCUUUCAAUUAAAACCGCUCGUAUUAUGUAUUGCAUUUUUACUGCCAUGAAUUAAAGCUAUUACAAAAUUCAAA
Messenger RNA from Lingula anatina, 2414 nucleotides. RefSeq lists its product as uncharacterized. Gene Ontology annotation, molecular function: chitin binding. The record is from RefSeq and is a predicted model, not a curated record. Lineage: Eukaryota; Metazoa; Brachiopoda; Lingulata; Lingulida; Lingulidae.